Physella acuta is the source of this 4068-nucleotide messenger RNA. RefSeq names its product rab GDP dissociation inhibitor beta. Gene Ontology annotation, molecular function: Rab GDP-dissociation inhibitor activity. The record is from RefSeq and is a predicted model, not a curated record. Lineage: Eukaryota; Metazoa; Mollusca; Gastropoda; Physidae. Gene Ontology annotation, cellular component: cytoplasm. Gene Ontology annotation, biological process: protein transport; small GTPase-mediated signal transduction; vesicle-mediated transport.
GAGGAAGUGGACAUGUUGAUAGUGCCCGGUGUAAGCAUCAUCAGUGGGUGUAACUGAGUGUCUAGUUUAGUCUUCACUUCCUAGGAAAUAAAAUAAAAAUUAGAAAUGGAUGAUACUUAUGAUGUUAUCGUCAUGGGCACAGGGCUCAAGGAAUGCAUUCUUAGUGGUAUGUUAUCUGUGUCUGGGAAAAAAGUUUUACAUCUAGACAGGAACGCAUAUUAUGGCGGUGAAAGUGCUUCCUUGACUCCUCUUGACCAGGUUUAUCAACAUUUUGGCAAGCCUGUUGUUGGUGACAAAUAUGGCAGAGGACGAGACUGGAAUGUUGAUCUUAUCCCAAAAUUUCUCAUGGCUAAUGGUCAACUUGUUAAACUGCUAAUUCACACUGGUGUCACACGCUACUUGGAGUUCAAAUCUGUUGAUGGUAGUUAUGUGUAUAAAGGUGGGAAAAUUUACAAGGUUCCAGCUGAUGAAAAAGAAGCCCUUGCAUCAUCUCUGAUGGGAAUUUUUGAAAAACGUCGCUUCAAAAACUUCCUCCAGUUUGUUCAAGACUACGAUGCUGAAGACCCUAAGACAUGGAAAGGGGUGGAACCUAACAUGGUUUCUAAACAAGUUUAUGAAAAAUUUGGUCUUGAUGCAAACACUCAAGAUUUCACUGGACAUGCUUUAGCUCUUUUUAGAAAUGAUAAAUACAUGAUGGAGCCAUGUGCCCAGUUGAUUAAAAAGUGUCGUCUCUACAGUGAUUCCUUAGCCAGAUAUGGCAAAUCUCCUUACUUGUAUCCUCUAUAUGGUUUAGGUGAACUUCCACAAGGCUUUGCUAGGUUGAGUGCAAUUUAUGGUGGUACUUACAUGUUGGACAAACCAGUUGACAAAAUAGUCAUGGAGGAUGGCCAUGUGGUGGGUGUGUCUGAUGGUAAAGACACUGCCAAAUGUAGUAUUGUAGUUUGUGAUCCAACCUAUGCCCCAGAUCACUGCAAGAAAGUAGGACAGGUUGUUCGUGCAAUCUGCAUCCUAAAUCAUCCAAUUGAAAAUACCAAGGAUGGACAGUCAGUUCAAAUCAUCAUUCCCCAAAACCAGGUCAACAGGAACGAUGAUAUAUAUGUGUGUAUGGUGUCAGCUGCCCACAAUGUUUGUGCCAAAAACUACUACCUGGCCAUUGUAGCCACAACAGUGGAGACUAACAACCCUGAGGCAGAGCUUCAGCCAGGCCUGGACCUCUUGGGAGCAAUAGAAGAAAAAUUUGUUAGUGUUGUUGACCUAUUAGAGCCUAAAGAUGAUGGCAAAGAGAACAAGAUAUUCAUCUCCAAAUCCUACGAUGCCACAACUCAUUUUGAAACCACUUGUGAUGAUGUGCUGGAUAUUUUCAAGCGCAUUACCGGAGAGGACUUUGAUUUCUCCAAAGUGAAGCACACAGAUGUGGAAGCUGUUGGAGAAUAAACACACAAGUAUUAGGCCUCUGGCAGCCUCAGUUUGUCUUGUCCUAGUCUCUACUGGCUUCAGUUCUUUUUCAAAAAAAAUAUAUGGGUUAAAUUUUUUUUUUUUUUGCUUGUCUGACCAACAGCCGCACUUGAAUUUUUAAACUAGAUAACUAUGUGUCAAAGCUGCCAGUGCUCAAAAUAUUCUGUUAUACAAGCCAUCUGAUAAUAUUUUUUUUCUUUCCCAAAUCUUACUUGUGAUUUUGACGAACUAAAAGGUUAAUUAUUAAAAGUGUAUUACAUUGAUAGCUGCAUGAGAUCACAGCUGUCUUGAACCUACCUGAGUUUAUAAGAAUUUUUUUUUUGCUUGCUGUCACCAUGUUGAAUUUACUACACUUUACCCUUGAGGUUGCUUUGUUUCAUAUAAUUGUCAGAACUUUUUAAAUAACUUUCCAGUGUAGUUGGUGUAGUCAUUGUUUAACUAUAGCAUAUAUAAUUCUUCCCACCAAGCUUGGUGUAUGCAUUCUCUUUUUAUUCACAGCAAAACCAUUUUUUUUUAAAAAGCAAUUUUGAAAAAAAAAAUUUAAAUGAACCUGGCACUGUAGUACAGCUUCAUUUAAUAUGAUGUAUAUUUAAUGUCCAGUUUAUUUUCUGGGUUAACUUUUUUUUUUUUUUUUCUGGAUAAUCAGUUGUGCAUGGAAAAAGGUUGAAGAAACAAAUACUUCAUAUUUUUUUGGUGUGAAAUGAACCAUUUUGUUUCCUCUAUGUCAGUAAUGUAAUUUUUUAUCUGUUGUUUGUUAGUGAAGUCUUUAUAAACAAAUGUUUCUUUGUUUAAAUUUGGGAUACAUUGGUUUGAAAUUUUGUUGCAAUGGUUAUAACCAUAAAAUGCUUUUGAGACUUACUUGUUUGGGGUGUAAAAUUUGUCAUGAUGUUCAAUAUAUAAGUAGGUAUCAUGGAUAUUUUUGCACAAAAUCAACUUAGUUAACACAUGUUUUGGAUGUACUUUAUUCAAAUCCUUAGGAUUAUGUGUUAGCUUUAAAUAGGAUCUACCUGAAGUUAUCUUGAAAAGGGAGAUGAAUUAAUAUUGUGAUACAAAAAUAUUUUAUAAUUAGUGCCAGUGGUCCCAGUGCCCAUUUUUUUUUCUUGUAUGGUCCCCUAUAAUGUGCAUUUAAAUAUACAUUUUAAAAUAUUACUAAAAUAUUUACUUACCCGUUUCAUGUAAUAAAAUUUUCCUCUUAAAUAUUCCUGGAGUUGUGGAUGAAAAAGUGACUCUGUGAAAUCGUAUUCAAAGAAUAGUUUUAGGUCGGCCAUCCGCUACUUUUCUUUUGUCAUUGUCGUCAACAUGAGUAGAGUGAGCCCAUCCGCGCACACACACACCAGCUAGAUCUCACCUGCUGAGUUUGUUAGUGUACUUGUGAUUGUUGAUGUAACUAUCUGUGGUACAACAGCAUUCCUUCGCCAACAUGACCACAUCUGCCUGGCACCAGCACCAGCAGUUUGCUUGUAUUCAUCCAUCUUGGUGAACGGGUAGGAUCACUUUUGGGUUGUUUAAAAAACAUAGAACUUAUGCUUUGGUGUUCAGCUUUUAAUGUCUACUCUCUAUCAUUUAUACCAAGUAACGAAGAAAACAACUUACAUGUCAGACUAGUAUUACAACUAUUCAUCACUGAGAAUUUUGUAUUUCAACCAGACAAGUGUGAAUGUCUUUCAUUAAUUUAGUUAUAAACUCUACUUUGGUUUUUUUUCUUCUUCAUGAAAUGUGUUUUUUUUUAUUUUUCUCCUUUGUAUAUUUAAAGUGUUCACCAAAUUUGUAGCUCAUUUUUCAGCAUGGUCAUUGGAAUAUGAACAAAAUCCACACAAAGUAUUUUCUACUUUGUGUACAGUUUUUAAAUAAAUACUUUUUUUUGUGAGUUCCUUUCAGUGUCCAUUUUAAAUAUCUGUGCUUAGAAGCUAUGGUGGUUGUUUAUUCUUGUUAGUAUUGUUCAUGGGCAAUUUUCCUUUUUUUAAAAGUGUAAUUUUGUAGAUACAAGCUACAGGUAACUGUUUCUGUUGGUACUGUGAUUAGAGCUGGGAGGAUAAUUAACAUGUUAUUAAGUUAUUAUUUAAAGUGAUGUGUAAUUAGACGGAAAUAUUCAAGCAUAGUGUCAAGAAAGUGGAAACAUCUUUGAUGUUGUCAACCUUGUAUCAUAUUUCGCAUGAAGUUGGGUUUUCUUUCUGUCUGAAGUCAAGGUGAUACAACAUUCUUUUUUAUUUUGUUUAGUUUGAAUGUUCAAGUUUAUGUGCAGUCUAUACAUAAUCUAAAUUGAUAUUUAUGUUGUAUUCUGAUAUCAAUUUUUUUAGGAUUUGCCACUAUUACUUGUUCAAAACAAAAAAAUGACCAAAUUCUCUUUUGUGAAAGGAACUGUAACUUGUAAAAAGAUUUUUAGUCUUACAAUUUUUUCCGAUUGUCUCCCUUAGUACCGCAACAAAGGUUUAGCAUUGUAAAACUGCUUUCUCUAGGUGAUCAUGUCAACAGUGGUAAUGCUUAUUGUUUUAGAUCAUUGAGGACUUUUUCUUUUACCUGCUUGUGUAAGUUUUUAUUUGAUAUUUGUCUGUUGUUUUAUUUAAUGACACAUGAAAACAUUUUGUCAGCUAUUCAAUAAAUUUUGUUCAUAUA